This is a messenger RNA of Closterium sp. Naga37s-1, 6735 nucleotides long. NCBI's taxonomy places the organism in Eukaryota, Viridiplantae, Streptophyta, Zygnematophyceae, Desmidiales, Closteriaceae. The record is from the annotation of a GenBank genome assembly.
AUGAGCCAAGUCACGAUCCACCCCCAUGCUACGCUGCCCUCCCUCUCCCCCUCCUGUUUGUGGCAGUCUUUGAGUGCUUCCACCGCGGCAGCCUGUGGGACGUGCGUGUGCUGGGCAGAGGGAGCGACGCAGAAGCUGCCCACCUUUCGCAUCAUGACCACCAUGCGCAUGGGCAUGGCCACCUUCCACAGCUCGAACUUGCGCAUGGGCACUCUGGGCAGCAUGCACAUCAGCACAAUAAUGGCGAUGAUGAUGAUGGGGAUGCACGAGAAUGUAAGCCCUGGGUGGAACUCUAAGCUGCAGCGUGGGGAUUCGAACCCGGGUCUACAGCUUGAAGAGGUGCACUCAGGUUGCCAGCAGCCGGAUUCGAACCCGGGUUUCCAGCAUGAGGACUUCAACCCGGAUUGCCAGCAGCCGGAAUUGAACCCGGGUCUGCAGCAGUACCGGGUGACAUACACCAAGUUUGAGGGGGACGAUGAGGACGUGGUGGGCUUGCGCCUGCGCCUGCGCUCGCGGACUCUCAACGUGGCGGAGUGUGGACGCGUGCGCGAGGGCAUGGUGGUGGUGGCGUUUGUGAAGCACCCCGAGGGGGACCCCAGCGUGGAUGCAGAGGUGAGAGAGACCAAGGUUGUUUUGAGGGGGGGCCUGCGUCUGCGCCUGCGUUCGCGGAAUCUUAGAUUGGGGGAGUGCGCGCUCGUGCGCGAGGGCAUGGUGGUGGUGGCGUUUGUGAAGCACCCCAAAGGAGACCCCAGUGUGGAUGCAGAGAUAGCAACGCUGUUUCUUUCUUAUAUCCCCUUCUCUCGUCCCCAACCCCCCACCCACCCUGCCUCCCCCUCUCUCCGCUCAGGCGCUCAACAACAAUGUGAGGGCUAUGGUGAUUCCAAUGAAGCUCAAAUGAAGCUCCGCGAGCUGCCUCAUGCAGCAAAACCCCGCCCAUACUCGUCUGUCUGUCCCCCUUCUCCCCUUAACCUCUCAGGUGCACUACGAUACGACGGGAGGGAAAGCACUAUCAAGUGGCGCGCUGUGCGCUGCUCUCUCUCCUCUCUCUGCGUGCGCGUCAACCCCCUCUGCCCGCUCCCCGUGCUGCUGCAGCACCAUCUGGAGUCUAUCGGGCAGCAGUACCCUGUGCCCAGGGUGGAGUGGUGGAGCAGAGUGGGGGGAGAGGAGGUGGUGGUGAGUGGGUGGGGGUGGGAGGAUUGGCGGGUGGAUCAGCCGUUUUCCUGGCAAGGGCUCGUGCUGACUGCUCCUGAUGGUGUGGCUGGUGCUGGUGGUGAUGGUGGUGGUGGUGCUGCUGCUGUUGAUGCUAUUGCUCCGGAUGCUGGUUUUGCUGCUGGUGAUGAUGCUGCUGCUGCCGGUUGUGCCAUGGGGGGGAGUGGCAUGGGAGCAGAUGGCAUGGAUGCGAAUGUAAGGAUUUGCAAUGGCAUGAAUGGCAACAGCGCGCCCAGCAACCACAGGGAUGCGGAUUGCAGGCAGCGGAACGAUCUCCGUGCUGCUGGUGCUUCUGCUGCUGGUGGUGGCAGGUGUGCAUUGGAUGUGCUCGGUGCUGGUAAGCCGCCCUUCACACCUGCCAAUGCAGCCUGCUGUGCCUCCUCCCCACCGCCUUCACUCCCUGCCCCUCUGCCCUCAUGCGCGAGCGGCAACGGGGGUGGGCCUGGAGGGAGCAGCACUGGUGGUGGGCUCAGGGAACAGUGUUGUUGUGGUGCUGGUGCUGGCAGGGGUUCUGCUGCUGCUGCUGCCGGCGCUGCUGCUUCUGCAGGUGAUGCUUUUGCUGCUGCUUUUGCUGCUGAUGCUCCUGCUGCUCCUGCUGCUGCUGCUGCUGCUGCUGCUGCUGCUGCUGCUGCUGCUGCUGCUGCUGCUCCUGCUCCUGCUGCUGCUCCUGCUCCUGCUGCUGCUGCUGCUCCUCCUCCUCCUCCUGCUGCUGCUGCUGCUCUUGCUGGCAGCAGUGGCAGUGGUGGCAGCUGCAGUGGCAACAGUGCUGAAGCGACCUUGCAUCUCCCUGGCUUGGCUGCUGGUUAUGGUGACGGUUCUUCUGAAGGGGAGGGUGGACGGAGGGCGGGUGAGUGUGAAAGAAGCUGGGGUGGGGAGUAUGGGGGAGAGGGGGAUGGGGAAGAGGAGGACGUGAUAGAGUGGGGAGGGGGAGAGGGGGACGAGAGAGAAUGGGGAGUGGGAGAGGGGGAAAUGAGAGAGAGGGAAGCGGAGGAUGGUGCAUUGGAGGAGGAGGAGAAAGAGUUGGAGGAAGAGUUGGAGGAGGAAAAGGAAUGGGUGGAGAAAAAAUAUUUAGGGCAUGAGGAGAAGGAAUUGAAGGAGGAGGAAAAGGAAUUGAGGGAAGAGGAAAAAGUAUUGAAGGAGGUGGAAAAGGAAUUGGAGAAGGAGGAAAAGGAAUUGAGGGAGGGGGAGAACGAAUUGGAGGGGAAGGAGAAGAAGGAAAAGGAAUUGAGGGAGGGGGAGAACGAAUUGGAGGGGAAGGAGAAGGAUUUAGAGGAGGAGGAGAAGGAAUUAGAGGAGGAGAAGGAAUUAGAGGAGGAGAAGAAGUUGGAAGAGGAGGAAAAGGAAUUAGUGGAGGAAAAGGAAUUGGAGGGAAAGGAGAAGGGAUUGGAGGAGGAGGAAAAGGAAUUGGGGGAGGGGGGAAAGGAAAUGGUGGAGGAGAAGAGAGAGGGAGAUGAUGAUGAUGUCAUGGAGGUGCACGAGGGAGGGGGGGGGAGCGAGAUAGAGGCAGAGGAAGAGGUGAACGAGGAGGGGAACGAGGAGGAGGAGGGGGUGGAAGAAGAGGAGAAAAAAGAGGAGGAGAAAGACGAGGAGGAGAAAGAAGGGGAGGAAGAGGAGGAGAAACAGGAGGAGGAGAAAGAAUCAAAGGAGGAGGAGGAAAAGGAAUUGGAGGAGGAGCAAAAGGAAUUGGAGGAGGAGCAAAAGGAAUUGGAGGAGGAGCAAAAGGAAUUGGAGGAGGAGGAAAAGGAAUUGGGGGAGGAGGAGAAGAAUUUGGAGGAGAAGAGAGAGGGUGAUGAUGAUGAGGAUGAUGUCGUGGAGGUGCACGAGGGAGAAGGGGGUAACGAGGUAGAGGCGGAGGAAGAGGUGAACGAGGAGGGGAACGAGGAGGAGGAAGAGGAGAAAAAGGAGGAGGAGAAAGAAGGGGAGGAAGAGGAGGAGAAACAGGAGGAGGAGAAAGAUGAGGAGAAAUUAGGGGAGAAAGUGGAGGAAGAAGGGGAGAAAUUGGAGGAGGAAGAAGGGGAGACAGAGGAGGAGAGAGAAGGGGAGAAAGAGGAGGAGAAAGAGGAGGAGAACCAGGAGGUGAAAGAAAAGGAGAAAAGGGAGGAGGAGAAGGAGGAGGAGGAAGACGAAAGCGGAAAGGGCAAGGUUGCUGAAGGAGGUUGUGAGAGGGAGAAAGCAGAGACUGGGGUGGAUGGGUUGAGACGCAUUACACAUCAACCGUCUGAUCCAUGGGGGGCUUUAAAGGUGAGGCUGGUGAAGCGCAUUAUACGGCACCCAUCAGAUGCGCUGCCGCUCCAGGCGAGGUGGGUCGCCUGUGGUGCGAAAGGCGAAGGGGGAGAUGAAGAGGAGAGUGAUACGCCACAGUGCAGGCAGGGUAGUGACGUCGGGGAAGGUGGGGAUGGCAGGGAAGGUGGGGAAGGUGGGGAAAGUGGGGAAGGUGGGGAAGGCGGGGAAGGUGGGGAGGAUGGUGGUGAGAGAGGAGAGGGUGAAAGGCUGGGCGGAGAUUGGGGGCAUGCGACACAGGAUGGGGAGGAGGGGCGAGAGGGGAAGGGUGCGGAGAGGGGCAGUGGAGGAAUGGGUGGGGAAAUGGGGGAGGUUGAAUGUCGGGAGACACAGCAGCACUAUCUGAGGAGCAGGAAAUGGAGGGAGGACGAGGGAGGAGUGAAAAGGAGAGGAGAGGAAGGGAGAGGAGGAGAGGGAAGGGGAGGGCUGGAAAGGAGAGGAGUGAAGCGAGGAGAGGGGCAGUGGGGCCAGCUUGGCAGGGCGAGGGGCCAUCGACUGUGCCGCCAUGCCCCUCCUCAGCUGCUGUUUGGGCCUCCACCCUCUCAUGCUGAGGCACCUGCUGCUGCUGCUACUGCUGCUGCUGCCCCACCUGCCCCCUCUCCGCCCACACAUGACACAGGCGCACCAACUGCUCCACCUGCUUCACCUGCUGGUCCUGCAUCACCUGCAUCACUCGCCAUUCGUACUUUACUAUUGCGAAUGCCCACGCGUGACACAGGCGUUUCUCCUGCUCCACCUCACUCCUCCACAGUCCCUGCUCCCUCCCCGUCUGCACCCGCUGCACUUGCUCCACCUGCUCCUCCACCCGUCGCUCUCUCCCUACCUGCCGCUCUCGGCACAUUCCUAGCUGCUGCUGGCAGCACAGCGCCUCCAGCCGCCGGCGUGACUCUGGAGGCCAACAGUCUGAUGCAGCAGGUCAGCUGCGUGAGUCAGCUGGUGCGCUGUGUGACUCAGCGGGCUAACAGCUUGGCACCGCAAGGGAGCAGGGUGUGUGAGGAGCAAACCAGUGCGGUGCUGCAAGGGUUUGGCUUGCCCUCUCCCGCCCAGCCCACUGCUCACCCCUCUCCCGCCCAACCACCUACUGCUGAGCCCUCUGGUGCCUUUUCCGCAGCUGAACCGCUGCCUAACCGGCCACCACUUGUUCUCGAGCCCUCUCCUCAUGCCUCUCGCAGCCUUCCCCCAACCACACUCCAUGCACCACUCCCCACUCAAGCCUCGCUCUCGAAUCAAGACCCGCCUCCCAUGCAAGAUUCGGCAUCCGCGCACGAAUCUCCCAGCAACCAGUCCUUUCCUUCCAUGGACCUCCCUGCAAGUUCUCAUCGCCUCUCCCUUGCAACUGCCCCUGUGACUGCCCCUGCAACUGCGCUUGCAACUGCCCCAACUGCCGCUGUGACUGCCCCAACUGCCGCUGUGACUGCCCCAACUGCCGCUGUGACUGCCCCAUCUGCCCCUGUGACUGCCGCUGCGAUUGGCCUUAGUUUCAUGGAGACAAGCCGGCAGAUGCAGCAGGCACAGGGGGAGCAUGCGGCGAGUUCUGGAGAAGCGGCGCGAGAGGAGCGUUGGGAAGGGACGGAGAGGGAGGUGGGAGAGGAGGCAGGGAGGAGGGCAGGAGGCGAGGAGGGGGGAAUGGAGGAGACGAAUAGAGGGGAGGAAGAGGGUGCAAGAGGGGAGGAGCAAGGGGGAGAGGGAUCAAGUAUGAGGGAGCAAGGGGGAGAGGGUGCAAGGAGUGUGCAAGAGGAGGGAGAUGGUGCAAGGAGUGUGCAAGGGAAAACAGAGGAGCGGAUACACUUGCGGGAGAAUGAGCAGAUGCGAGGGGAGGGGCAGAUGCAAGGGGAGGGGCAGAUGUUGAACGAAGGGCAGAUGCGGAGUGAGGGGCAGCGAGAGCAAGGGAGGGAGGGUGCAGAGCAGAGAGAGGAGCGACGUGGGCAGGAAAGGGUGGAGGAGCAAAGGGUGGAGGAGCAAAGGGUGGAGGAGCAAAGUGUGGAGGAGCAAAGGGUGGAGGAGCAAAGGGUGGAGGAGCAAAGGGUGCCGGGAAGAAUGGAGGGGGGAGGGGUGCAGGGAAGAGCGGGGGCCCGAAGGUUGAGGAGAAGAGGGGCAGGGGAAGGGGUGGAGAGAAGAGUGGUGGGGGGAGAGGUGCAGAGAGUAGGGGAGCAAAGGGUGCAGAGACGAGCAGAGGAGCAAGGGGUGCAGAGACGAGUGGUGGGACGAGGUGUGACUGGAAGAGUGGCAGGAGGGGUUCAGGGAAGAGUGGAGGGGGGAGGAGUGCAAGGCAGGGAGAGGAGGGAGAGGCAGCAGAGGGUGGUGAUUGUUCUGUCAGAUAGUGACGAGGAGGAGGAGGAGGAGGAGGAGGAUGCUCUUGGUGGCAGCUCUGUUACUGAUGCUGCUGGUAAUGCUCAUGCUCAUGCUGAUUCUGCUGCUGCUGCUGCUGCUGCUGCUGCUGCUGCUGCUGCUGCUGCUGCUGCUGCUGCUGCUGGUACGGGUGCUACUGUGAAUGCUGGUGGUGAUGCUGCUGCUGCUAUUGGAGCUGCUGGUAAUGCUGCCGCUCCUGCUGCUGCUGCUGCUGCUGCUGCUGCUGCUGCUGCUGCUGCUGCUGCUGCUGCUGCUGCUGCUGCUGCUGCUGCUGCUGCUGCUGCUGCUGCUGCUGCUGCUGCUGCUGCUGCUGCUGCUGCUGCUGCUGCUGCUGCUGCUGCUGCUGCUGCUGCUGCUGCUGCUGCUGCUGCUGCUGCUGCUCCUGCUGCUGCUGCUGCUGCUGCUGCUGCUGCUGCUGCUGCUGCUGCUGCUGCUGCUGCUGCUGCUGCUGCUGCUGCUGCUGCUGCUGCUGCUGCUGCUGCUGCUGCUGCUGCUGCUGCAGGGGGUGUGGAGUUGAGAGGCGAGCGUUUAGAGGGCCAGGGAGAGAACGAUGACGAGUGGGCCGCCACUCGUGCUGCUGCUGUCGCCGCUGCUGUCGCCGGCGCUGCUGCUGCUGCUGCUGCUGGCGUUGCUGCUGCUGCUGGUGGUCGUGCUGGCAUUGCUGCUGGUCCUUUUGCUGCCGUUGCUGCUGCUGGCACUGCUGCUGCUGCUGCUGGUCCUUCUGUUGGCCGUGGUGGUUCCCUUGGGGAUGGUGAUGAUGCUCGUGAUGACAAUGCGGAUAGGAAUGGUGUGGAGGGGUUGGAAGCGGUGGUGAGGGACAGAUGGUCUGGAAGCGACAACAGGGGGAUGGAAGAGCACGGUUUGAGCCUAGGUGGUGGUGGUGGGUUGGGAGGGACG